Molecule: messenger RNA, 4029 nt
Organism: Pollicipes pollicipes
Lineage: Eukaryota; Metazoa; Arthropoda; Thecostraca; Pollicipedomorpha; Pollicipedidae
Gene: Tnpo
Product: transportin 1
Exons: 18
Coding region: 60-2780 (906 amino acids)
Biological process (GO): protein import into nucleus
Molecular function (GO): small GTPase binding
Source: RefSeq, a predicted model, not a curated record
UUGUGGAGACGAAGUCAACGCGUGGGGCAUUGAUGGGAGAUAGGCCGCUUUGUUAAAUCAUGACUCAAGGAGCUGUUUGCGCGCAGGAAAUGGAGUGGCACCCAAGUGAAGAUGGCCUGAAGCAGAUAUUGCAGUUGUUGAAGGAAUCCCAGUCUCCUAAUACGGAAACGCAGACGGCUGUGCAACAUAGACUUGAAGAGCUUAACAAGUACCCAGACUUCAACAACUUCUUGGUAUUUGUUCUCACAAAGCUGAAGACUGAGGAUGAAGCUACUCGGUCACUCAGUGGGCUGAUACUCAAGAACAACGUUCGGACAUACUUUCAGAAGCUGCCACCUCAGGUGGCCAACUUUAUCAAGCAGGAAUGCUUGAACGCAAUAGGAGACCCUUCGCCCCUUAUCAGGGCCACCAUAGGUAUUUUAAUCACGACGAUCACGCAGAAGGGCGAGCUGACGUCGUGGCCGGAGCUGCUUCCCCAGCUGUGCAAUCUGCUCGACUCGGAGGACUACAACGUGUGCGAGGGAGCUUUCGGAGCGCUGCAGAAGAUUUGCGAGGACUCGACCGAGAUGCUGGACAGCGAGGCGCUGCCCGACCGACCGCUCAACGUGCUGAUUCCCAAGUUCCUGCAGUUUGUCAGGCACAACAGUCCAAAGAUCCGGUCGCACGCCAUCGCCUGCGUCAACCCGUUCAUCAUCAACCGGACCCAGGCGCUGAUGGUGAACAUCGACACGUUCGUGGAAAACCUGUUCCACUUGGCGGCCGACGAGGACGCCGAGGUGCGCAAGAACGUGUGCCGCGCGCUGGUGAUGCUGGUGGAGGUGCGCAUGGACCGGCUCAUCCCGCACAUGAACAACAUCAUCGAGUACAUGCUGCUGCGGACCCAGGACCCGGACGAGACGGUGGCCAUCGAGGCGUGCGAGUUCUGGCUCUCGCUGGCCGAGGAGCCCGUAUGCAAGGAGGCGCUGGCGCCCCACCUCAACCGGCUCAUACCGGUGCUGGUGCGCGGCAUGAAGUACUCCGACUUCGACAUCAUCCUGUUGAAGGGUGACGUGGAGGAGGACGCGAUGGUGCCGGACCGGGACGAGGACAUUCGGCCGCGCUUUCACCGCUCGCGCACCCACCAAGUGGAGCACGAGAGCAACGGCGCCGGCGAGGCCAGCAGCGGCCUGGAGGACGCCGACGACGCCGACGACGGAUACGACGAGGAGGGCUCGCUCUCCGACUGGAACCUGAGGAAGUGUAGCGCCGCCGCCCUGGACGUGCUGGCCAACGUGUUCCACGGCGACCUGCUGCCUGUGCUGCUGCCCAUCCUGAAGGAGACGCUCUUCCACCAGGAGUGGGUGGUCAAGGAGUCGGGCAUUCUGGCACUGGGAGCCAUCGCCGAAGGCUGCAUGGGCGGCAUGAUCCCGCACCUGCCGGAGAUCGUGCCGUACCUCAUCAACUCGCUGUCGGACAAGAAGGCGCUGGUGCGCUCCAUCACCUGCUGGACACUCAGCCGCUACUCGCACUGGGUGGUGCAGCAGCCGCACGAGCAGUACCUGAAGCCGCUCAUGGCCGAGCUGCUCAAGCGCAUCCUGGACCCGAACAAGAAGGUGCAGGAGGCGGCGUGCUCGGCGUUCGCCACGCUCGAGGAGGAGGCGUGCACGGAGCUGGUGCCCUACCUCGGCUUCAUCCUGCAGACGCUCGUGUACGCCUUCAGCAAGUACCAGGCCAAGAACCUGCUGAUUCUGUACGACGCCAUCGGCACGCUGGCGGACUCUGUCGGCGUUCACCUGAACAAGCCCGAGUACAUCGACAUGCUCAUGCCGCCGCUCAUCGUCAAGUGGAACGUGCUCAAGGACGAGGAUAAGGACCUGUUCCCGCUGCUCGAGUGCCUCUCGAGCGUUGCCACGGCGCUGCAGAGCGGCUUCCUGCCGUACGCCGAGCCCGUGUUCCGGCGCUGCGUCUCGCUGGUGGAGCAGACCAUCAACCACACCGUGGCGAACCAGCAGAACCCCCAGCAGGUGGACGCGCCCGACAAGGACUUCAUGAUUGUGGCGCUGGACCUGCUGUCGGGCCUGGCCGAGGGGCUGGGCGCGCACAUCGAACCGCUCAUCAAAUCGUCCAACCUGAUGCAGCUGUUGUACCAGUCUAUGCAGGACUUCAUGCCGGAAGUGCGCCAGAGCAGCUUCGCGCUGCUCGGUGACCUCACCAAGGCCUGCUUCCAGCAUGUGGUGCCGUGCAUCGCCGACUUCCUCAACAGCCUGGCGCAGAACCUGAACCCGGAGCUGAUCUCGGUCUGCAACAACGCCACCUGGGCCAUCGGCGAGAUCGCCGUUAAGAUGGGUGCUGAUAUGCAGGCGUACGUGCCGAUCGUGCUGCCCCAGCUGAUCCUGAUCAUCAAUCGUCCCAACACGCCGAAAACGCUUCUCGAGAACACGGCCAUAACUAUUGGUCGGAUGGGGCUUGUCUGUCCCAAGGAGGUGGCGCCGCAUUUGCAGCACUUCAUUCGCCAGUGGUGCACCUCGUUGCGCAACAUCCGCGACAACGAGGAGAAGGACUCGGCCUUCCGUGGCGUGUGCCACAUGAUCACGCUCAACCCGAGCGGCGUGAUCUCUGACUUCAUCUUCUUCUGCGACGCCGUCGCCAGCUGGGUCAACCCCAAACCCGACCUCAAGGAGAUGUUCCACCACAUCCUGCACAGUUUCAAGGACCAGGUGGGCGAGGAGAACUGGCGCCGGUUCAGCGACCAGUUCCCGCCCAUGCUGAAGGAGCGGCUGGCCGUCAACUACAAUGUGUGAGGCGCGUGCUGUUAGGUAUCUCAAAUGUAGGCGGCCGCCGACGGCGCGCCGCCUGGGAGGGCGGUGUGGGGGCGACAUAUCAGACCUGGACGGGGAGGGAUCGCGGCGCUAUGUUAAGACACCGGCUGCGGCUGUCCCGGCGCGCGGGACGGCUGUCGCACCUAUGUAUAGACGGCGUGUCUCCUCUGCUCUCCCGAUGUUGCCGGCUGGAACUCGGCUGCGUGUUUUAGUCUCCUCCGACGCGCACGCGCGCGCGUGUGCCUGAUGUGUAGGGUGAGCAGCCCCCGCCACUAACCGCCGGGUGGGGUGGGGUGGGGCGCGGACUUCGCGGGCCGGGGAUCGCGCGCGCGGCCAGGCCGGCACAACGCUCCCGCUUACCAGUGCUGAAGUGCCUUGGCUGUGAUGACGUUCGAGCGGUUCAGUGUUCGCGGGCCAAAUCUGUACCAUAGUCGCGUUUGGUUGUUCCAUUCUGCGCGCGGCGGAUCGCGCGCCGCCGCCGUCGCCGGCCGUCCGGUAUCGUUUCUACCGUCGUCGCGUUGCGCGUGCCGUCGGAUCCGACGCGUCGUCGUACUGUGAUAGGUCGCCGAACGCUCGUGUUUUAACGUAUUUCAGGGACUCGUCGUUCACGUGUAUUUAUGUUGACUGCGUGCAUGAGCGUAUUUUUUAUUUGUCAUUUUGUCGCUGUGGGUCGGUCGGUCGCGAGUUCGGUACGCUGUCUCGUCGCGUCGCGGGGUGGGGCCGGAAACUCAGCUCUCGCGCGCUCUCUCGCGGGGUGGGGUGGCGCGGUACCACCGCCGGCCCGCCGGCCGGCUACCCUUUCCCCUCAGACCUGCACACCCGGACGGGCUCACCGGUAGGCGCAGCCGCUCACACGUAACACUCGCAUGCGCGUGGAUGUGCGCGCGACAGGGCGGGCGUGCGCCCGGCCGCCGGCGCGCGCACCCGUCGUGCCUCAUAUUACUAGUUCCUGUACAAACGCCUGUGUGUAGGCAUUGUUACAGACGUGAUUGUGCACUUGCCUUGCGAUGCCUCAGCAUGCUUUCUACGUGUUUCAAGUAAUCGUCGUCGGUUACCUGUAGAUGUAACUAUUCCACACGUGUAUGUUCCGAUAGUCCUGUGAUAGGAGCGCCGCGAUGACCGGGCGGGCCGCGGUGCUCAGGUCAUGUGAUUUUACGCUUAGGAAUGUGUGCGCGCGUGACUUGAAUAAGCUUUCGUCCUCGCUGCUGGCAGGCUGCUGUCAGCAGGGCUG